Scophthalmus maximus (turbot) is the source of this 2285-nucleotide messenger RNA. It is a transcript of the gene fgf1a, whose product is annotated as fibroblast growth factor 1a. Gene Ontology annotation, cellular component: cytoplasm. The record is from RefSeq and is a predicted model, not a curated record. The transcript is spliced from 3 exons. NCBI's taxonomy places the organism in Eukaryota, Metazoa, Chordata, Actinopteri, Pleuronectiformes, Scophthalmidae. Gene Ontology annotation, molecular function: growth factor activity; fibroblast growth factor receptor binding. The coding region runs from base 138 to 608 and encodes 156 amino acids. Gene Ontology annotation, biological process: regulation of cell migration; cell differentiation; positive regulation of cell population proliferation.
GCAGGGUGGGGCCAGGAGUCGGGGACGCGCGCGACCCAGCGGCCCGUGUGGUCCCUGCGCUCGUUCACGAGCGCGUGAGCACCUGACCGCUGCAGGGGGACAGACGCAGCGGUCAGUGUCUGUCUGUGAGCAGCAGGAUGGCGGAUGAUGGGGAGGAUCAUCACCGGACCGCGGAGCGCGGCCCGCCGCCGCUGCGGGACCACAGGAGGCGGACUCGGCUGUACUGCAUGAACGGCGGACAUCACCUGCAGAUCCUGCCCGACGGGACGGUGCGGGGCCGGAGGGAGGACGGGGACGUUCACACUGUUUUGAAGAUCAAAGCUGUGGACAGAAGUGUAGUGGUCAUCCAAGGAACGGAAGCCGGGCGAUACUUGGCGAUGAGCGACGAGGGGCGCCUGUACAGUUCCCCCACGGUGUCCGAUGAAUCCUACUUCCUGGAGAAACUGGAGGAGAACCACUACAACACAUAUCGGCCCCAGAAGUAUCUGGAGAGGAAGUGGUACGUAGCUCUGAAAAAGAGCGGAAAACCAAAAGUGGGUCCAAGAACUCACAUUGGGCAGAAGGCCGUCUUCUUUCUGCCCCGCCAGCUGGACGACUCCGGGGAGUGAAGCGUUCGCCUCAACCAAAACAGACUGGAAGCUGCUCCAAGGAAGAUUUGUGUAUUGUGAAAUGAAUAAGACACAAUUAAGUGGUUGAGGAGGAGCUGGGAUGCAAGAGGAAAAAAAGAUGAAGCCGAGGUGAAGCUUUGUUUUUGUUUGUUUUUGGGGUUGUUGUUUUGUUUUUUUAGCUCUGGUGCAUAUUUAUUCUGGAAAGGACCAGCUAUGACACGUACCUGUUUUUGUCCACAACAUGAAGUAGUCCUUCCAGCUAUUGUCUAUUAGCAUGAAAACUGAUAUUAGUACUGUCACUGGCAGUUCUUCUUAAAGCAUAGAAGAGGAAACGGUAUCAUCAACAGACACAUUGAGCCAAAACAAGAUGUGACGUUGUUUAUUUUAGUAGUAACCAAGGAGCUUCUAUACAAUAAUAUGCUAUUAUAUGGACUAUAAUCAUAGUAAGAGCCUUUGUGUGUUGUACUGGUAAAUUCUUAUCUAAACUAUUUUAUUACCUGCUGCAAAACUUUUCCAGAUGUCAGUGACGUUUGGUUUAGAGUUUUGCCCGAGGCAGGAACAUGUUACUAAUUUUUCAUGUGGAUCUGGAUCGAGGUAUGAGCACAGGAAUUGUUUAUAAAAGGAUCACUGUGUCUCCGUUAAAAAAAAAGAAGUCACCUACUGACUGAGAAUGUUGCAGGCUUGAGGGAGUUUAUCUUUUCUGUGAUCUAUUUGUGACUGACACAAACCAAAAAGAUUAAAAAUUGAACUUUUCUGAAUGUUUCAUAUUCUCAGCGGUAACUUGUGUAAAAUUGCCCAGGGAAACAUUUUACAUCCAUGAAGACAGUUUCUGUUGCUCACAGUUCAACGGGUUCAUAAUACUGAGCAAUAAAUCAUACCUGAAAAUGAUCCUUCUCUCUGGGUUUGAGCGAUAUAAAGUGUCAGUGUAUUCGUCACGUUGCACAUUGCAGCAGCACAGUGACCAUUAAUCCAGACAACUCAGGAGAUGACUCGUUAAAAGUGACAUUUAUUUAACACUAAACGUUUCUGUACAGUUUCAUAACAGCAAAAACCCCAAAAGGCUGCAGCUCUACAUCACACAGAAAAAAAAGAGAAGCAUAAUGGUUUCUGAAUCAAAGCCAUGGCAGAAGUUUACAGUUAACUGUGGUCAUGAAAAUGUGCAUCAUCCCGACUUGCAUGUCUCCUUUAGGUUAUUAUUCUCUUCAUGAUCGGUACGAUGGAGAAGUGACGGGAACAUCCUUUCGGUUUUAUUGGCUAUGUUUCUAAAAGUGCACCUGCAUACAACAUUCUUUGAUAUAGAUUCAAUACCCACAUGAUCGCUAAUAUUUUACACCUCAUGAUGGAAAAAGGAAGAAAAAAAAAAUCCUCUCCCCCAAAAAUACAGAUUUCCCAUCUGUCAAUUUAAAUCUUAAGGGGAAAAAACCCAGUUGGAAAAGGAAUUUGAGUUUUUCUUUACAGCUCUUAGAUAAUGUGAUCCAAAUGCUUCGGUGAGAUCAUUAACAGCUGAAGCAGCUCUCCUAUAAUCAGAGCUUUUUCUCCAGCAGUAAAUGUAAUGCCGACUCCACUGACUCACUGCAGAGUCAUGGGAAGGCAGCGCUGUUGCAUCCAAAUGAGCUUUUCAAGGACAUGGACCAGAAAAUGUGCUCAUACGCCCAGAAAAAUAAACCAAGGUGGCUG